Molecule: messenger RNA, 367 nt
Organism: Rhizophagus irregularis DAOM 181602=DAOM 197198
Lineage: Eukaryota; Fungi; Glomeromycota; Glomeromycetes; Glomerales; Glomeraceae
Source: RefSeq, a predicted model, not a curated record
GUGAUGAAAAAUAUAAAUCCUCAAACGAGAAAGAAGGAAAAAAAAAUAUAUAAUUUAUUAUCGGUCAAUGAAGUUAAGAAAAGGCAUAAACACUUAGAACUUGAAAUAGAAGAAAGAAAAAUGGAUUUGAAGGAACGUGAAGUAGCUCUAAGAAAAGCAGAAGCUGAAGUAGAAGCUAUUGAAUUUGCUAAUGAAAGAAUGAAAUUGGAUCUGGAAAAAAGUAAAACAUGAAUUGUAAAUUGUAAUAUAUCCUUUCUGAUGUAAUAUGCUGAUGGUUUUGAAAUAAUAAUUGGAAAAUUAUUUUUAUUUUACAGUAAUAAAAUAAUUGUAAUUACUGACCAAUAUAUAAAGUUUUUCUCAUUGAUCA